Plasmopara halstedii is the source of this 2730-nucleotide messenger RNA. RefSeq names its product Progesterone-induced-blocking factor 1. Bases 1 to 2730 code for a protein of 909 amino acids. Gene Ontology annotation, biological process: cilium assembly. The record is from RefSeq and is a predicted model, not a curated record. Gene Ontology annotation, cellular component: centriolar satellite. NCBI's taxonomy places the organism in Eukaryota, Oomycota, Peronosporomycetes, Peronosporales, Peronosporaceae. The transcript has 9 exons.
AUGACACGCCGCGGCGUUGAUUCAACGGCGACCGAAGACCAGCGCUUACAUCGUCCAGCAGCGCAAUUGGGUGUCUCGAGACAUUUGACGACACCCGUAGAAGUCAAGGAAACAACGGAUGACGCCGUUUUUCCCGAUCACGGCGUUUAUGUUAUCACAGAACGCUCAAAUUUAGCAGCAGUCAAUGAUGAACGUUCGAUCGAAGAGGAGAUAGACAUUGUAAGCUCGAAUGAAGAGGAAGAUGUGGGGGAAAUUUCAAUCACUCUGCCAUCAGACUCGGCCAGCGAAGGAUUGUCCAGCGACUUAUCGUUGCCACAUUCAUUUGGCCACUAUGACCAGCUACAUACGGGCCGCGGCAUGUCGCACUUCGACGACCACUUGACCACUCUAUCACCACAUCAAUUUCCAUCUCGAAGGGUCAAUAGGCUGCAGCAAAACCAAUUAUGUGGGGUUGAAGCUAACGUUACGACAUCCGAGGCCGUGAUGAAGAGAUUUUACGAGAUCCAAGUCGGCAAAAUUCGAGCACAACUGGCAUUGAGCAUGCAAACACAAAGGGAUCUGGAAAUGAUGUUGAAGCAGGAGCGUGCGUUAUGGCAAAAGAAGGAGAUUGAGAAUGAGCAAAAGUUUGUAAAGGAGCUGGAUCACCUCGCAAAGGAGUUGAAACAAACUCAAGCUAAUUUGGAGGCCGCACAAACGCAACUUCGGAUGGAAAAGAUGCACUUUGCUACCCUUCAAAUCUCGGACGCUCUAGCAGAACAGUUAUCUAGACAAGAUGAAGAGGAUCUGUCCGUUCGCGAGUAUAUCCAGCUUUCAAUCCAUUCAAAGGUGCGAAAGCUCGAGAUUGAACUGGAACGUUGUCGACAAGAGCUGGAACUAUUAAAAGGCACCAGUGAUUCAGAUAAAUUUGCCGCCGCUUCUGCUCUAAGUAAGAUGAAUCACGUGCAGCGUAAUGCAGAAUUAAGUGAGAGACGAUUACAAAGCGAGCUCGAAUUGUUGGUAGCAACACGGAAUGAGCUAGAGAAUCAAAUAAAAACUUUGCUUAAUCAGAUUGAUGCGCUGAAAGAAAAAGAGCGGCAAAAUGAGGAGAUGUAUAGCGACCAACGAGGCUUAGUUGAGGAAUCACAGCGUUUGAAAAGUGACAUGGAAGCUCUUCAGCAUGAAAAUAACGAGCUAAAGUUGCGUUUUGACAAAGUCUCAGCUGAAGAUAGCGAGCUUCGCGAACUAGUAUCAAUGCUGACAGCCGACAAAACAUUUUUGCUAAAUGCCAAAACGCAUUUAGAAGAUCAAAUGGCAAAAAUGAAAUUGUCACACGACGAGAUGCGGGAGAAAAUGAAGCUGCUACGCGAAAAGCAUGACGGCCAUCUUGAUCAUAGCGUACAGCUUCAGAAUGAAACGCGGCUUCAUUUUGAAACCAAAUUAAACAGCGAAAUGACUAAAUUCAUGGAACUGUCGAAGCGUGAAAUUGAGCGAAUUCGCAACGAUGGCCAAUUGGUUUAUGAGCGUGAGAAUCGACUUUUGAAAGAGACGCGUGACGAUGCAUUGAAGCAUGUGGAGAUGCUUCAAGCGCGUCUGGAUAGCGUGCAGUCUGCGCUCGAUGAGAAGGUCUUCGAAUCGACUCGUUUGGAGAGUAUGCAUUCAACAGCACUGGCAACAGCUCGCAACGAGCUCAAGUUUCAGCAUUUCGAGAUGAGCCAGCUUAAGCUAACACUGGAAGAAAAGGCGAUGGCUGUUCGGAAUGCAAGACUCGAAAUUGAAAUGCUGACACGAAAGAUUGAGACUCAUAAAGACGAGUUUACGAAGUUGGAGACGACAUCGACUACGCGAAUCACCCAGUUGGAAGCCAAUUUGAAUGUAGAACGCAACAAGUUGAAGGAAUAUGAGUUGCUAGAAAUCAACUUGGAUGAUGCUAUUCUUCAAACGGGCGAGAUUGCUGCUUCAAAAGACAGCAAUGAGAAGACUGAUGAUGGAAGUUUUCUGAAGCUGAAAGAGGUAGUGAACACGUUUGGAGCGAUUCCGACAAUGAAGAAGAGACGGUUUCAGCAGAGCGUAUUGCUUGCCCAGCGACUUGUUAAGUCACAACGUGAAGCGAUCGCACUGACUCAAAAGUUAAAUGAGGUGAUUAGCGAUCGUUCAAGGCUACAGCAAGAAAUCAUUGAGCUCAAGGCUCAAUUAGCGAGCUUUCACCAGCCGCAGUCGUAUCUGAUUGAGAAGCUGACUCGACGAGAGCAGGAACUGCAAGGCGCUAAGCGGAAGCAUCAAGAAGUUCAAUCACAGCUUCAGCAGUUGAGAGUUCAUUACGAUCAAAUCAGAGAAGCAAACUUGUCGUUACAGCACCAACUCCAGCAAUUGCUAUCACGUCGAGAAGAUCUCGAUGCGCUGAAAGCUACUGUCCAAUUAUUACGAAGCAAAAUUGAUGAUAGUAACGAGCACAAGCAGCUUACGUACCAGUUAAAAUUACCUUUACCCAGAAACUCAAGAUCAUGUGCUACGGCAACGGAUCAUUGUGAUGCGGUUUCGUCUUCUCCCGUAACCUCGACAGUCUCGAAAGUCUUUCCUUCGCCAUCAAUAUUCUCGAAGAUGACCAAAUCGCCAACUCAAGUCUAUAAAAAUGAGGGUGUAAUAUCUUUCCCGGUCGCGCCAUCUUCGUCCAACAUCUCGUGUGCCCCCAAAUGGUACACAAAACUUCGAUGUACGUCAGGUGACGGUCAAGACAUCAACAAAUCAAUAUAG